AGGACCGAUAAGAUACGACGUAUAAUCGGGAUCGAGGUUGUCACGCGGACAAGGAAGUACAAAGUUCAAUUAACAUUCGGUUGGAGAUUCUUGAUUUAUUUAUAAGCUUAUGCAUGGCUGUCCAAGGGAAGAAAGCACCCCAACCACAUUUGUCCUCCGUCAUUGGUUCUGAUGAAGACCUGGAGAUUUAUUGUCAACCAUGUGACUUUGAAAGGACAAAGGCUUCCAGCUCAUGGCUUUUGUACAGACUGCAAGAACACCUUUGCGAGACUUGCUAUAAGCUCCAUAAGAAACACAAAUUUUCUAGAAAUCAUACCCUUGUAGACAAAGACAACAUGCCAAAAAAACUACAUGUACCGUCAUCUUCAUCUGUACGUUCACAAAAAAUCUGAUGACAUAACCAAAGCUUGCUCGAAGCACCAAAAGGAAAUGAUCAAGUUUUACUGCCAUGACCACAAAGAGUUGCUCUGUAGUGUUUGUGUGACACUCCAACAUCCAGUUAUAUCAUGCAAAGUCGACUACAUACCUGACAUUUCUGGACUAUUUAUAAACAGCGAUGUCUAUAAUAACAUAUUAAGAACUAUAGAUAAAAUAUCUGACCAAUAUCAGAAGAUAUCAGAGGAUACAAAGAAGAUGACAGCAAAAUCUGAGAAAUCUCUGACAGAUGCCUUGGCAGAUAUCAAAAAGUUCAGAUAUGAAAUUAAUCAACGGCUAGAUGAGCUUGAAAGACAAGCGGAACAUUCUGCUAAAAUCCUCCAAGAAGAGAUUGAUAAUAACCUAAAGAAAGUGGAGAGAAACUGUGAGGAUGCAAAAACGUCUUUGAAGGUGGCGUCUGAUUUUAUUAAACAUCUUAACACAUCCAAACAAGAAGACAGAUUAUUCAUGGAAAUGAAGUUGGCAGAACAAAUGAUUGAAGAAUAUGAGGAUAAUGUUCAACAAGUAACAUCAUACAAAGUAGCAGAAUAUACGUUUCAAGCGAAUGAUGAGCUUUCAGACUUGGUAGUUAAGAAGGAAAUAGCACUUGGCACGAUAUCUAAGAACUAUUUGAAUAAGGCAAAGACUUCAUCGCCCGAUCAAGAUGAAGUUAGGCAAAUAAAAUUUCAGACGGAAAUUAAUGUGAAAACAUUGAAAGAUGAACAAAGGUGCUCAAUAUCUGGCAUGAUCGACUUUACUCCAGAUCUUCUUAUCAUCACAGACUAUAAUAACAAAGCUGUUAAAUUAGUUGACAUCAGAGGACAUUCUGUUGUAGAUCAAGUACAAGUUGAUGACUCCCCACUAGAUAUCACUUCAAUAACCGGUACUGAACUUGCUGUCACAGUUCCAAAUGAAGAAUCAAUUCAGUUUAUAUCAACAUCUUCAGGCAAACUAAAAAAGAAACAUAUUAUGAAAGUUAAUGGAAAUUGUUAUGGUAUAAGUUGUUACCAAGAUAGACUACUCGUGUCAUAUGUUAAACCAGCAAAACUCGAAAUUCUUGAUACCAAUGGAACUUUUAUAAGAACUGUCCGUACAGAAAAAAUCUUCGGCUUUCCUUUAUAUGUCACCGUUAACAAUGGUUUGAUUUGGGUAUCAGACUGGCAUUUGAAAGCAAUUACAAAAUUAAACUGGCAGGGUAAAGUGGUUGGUAGUUAUGGUAUGAAUGAACCUUUCGGAUUUACACUGUCAGAUAAAGACACACUAUAUGUUUGUGAUAAAGCGAAUGAAACAAUAGAAGAAGUGUCAGGAGACUGCUCUAAAGGAGGCAUCCUCUUGAAAGAUUUAAAAAAACCAAAAGCUGUCUGUUGGUGCGGAGAAACAGAUAUGCUCUACUUUAGCUGCAAAACGGGUGAAGCAAAGUACGACAACUAUUUACAAGUUCACAAGUUGUCGUAAAAUAUUCAUGAAAUCACUGUAAUAAAAAAGUACUGUUUAAAACAGCAACAUUUAAUUUCUUUCAAAGUAACCAUGAAGUACAGUUUUUAUAUGUGUGUACGUAUAUUAUUCCUAUUGAAGGUAAAAUACAUAAAUAAGCCAUGUUCAAUUACAUUCGAUUUUAUUUCUGUUUUUUUUUUUAAAUUGUACAUAAGACUUUUAAGAAUUAGAUAUAGUACUUGCAUUGACAACUUAUGAUUGAAAGCAAACGUAAAUAAUUCUGAAUAUACAUUUAUCUAUAAAUUCUACGGUGUAGAUUCUAUAUUACAUUCAAUGCACCUGUGAGCAUAUUACAAUUUAACGUAUUUCUAUAUUUUUGACUCAUAUGUUACUCAUAUGUAACUUGUUUUAAUUUCUAAAUAUCUACAUGUGUAUUUUCAUUAUGUAUACCAACAACUUGGAUAUUUAUCAUGUCCACAGCAUUUAUAAAUCUCACACUUUGAAUAUCUAAAUGUCAAACUUGCGGUUGACCUUUGUCUUUGGAAAUGCCAUCCCUAACAACAUACACAUGAACAUUUUAGACACCCCUUAUUGAGUCUUACUUUUUCAUUUCUAUUUAUAUAUUUGAUGUUGUAAUAGUUAAUGUUUCAUUUUGUGUAAUUUGUUGUAAAAUACAUUUAGAUGUGCAUAUUUACAGAACGUUAUUGUAAUUUCAUUUAAAAGAGGGUUUUUUAUCUUCUUUUUAAAUAUCGAAACAUAAAACAACAAAUUAAACACAUAGUGCAUGUGUAUUCUCAGUAUUACUGAAAAUCACAUACAUUUAUACUAAUAUAUAUACGCUUUGUUGAGUAAUUAAA
Messenger RNA from Ruditapes philippinarum (Manila clam), 2705 nucleotides. RefSeq lists its product as uncharacterized. Lineage: Eukaryota; Metazoa; Mollusca; Bivalvia; Venerida; Veneridae. Gene Ontology annotation, molecular function: ubiquitin protein ligase activity; zinc ion binding. Gene Ontology annotation, biological process: protein polyubiquitination; proteasome-mediated ubiquitin-dependent protein catabolic process. The transcript is spliced from 2 exons. The record is from RefSeq and is a predicted model, not a curated record. The coding region runs from base 352 to 1869 and encodes 505 amino acids.